GCCUGAAAUCGACCGGCCGUUCGGGAAAUCUCCCGAACCUCCCGAUGGCCAGUCCGCCCCUGUGCACCAGGUUGCCGAAACAGACGAGGGAAGAAGAAGGGUUGUUCAUUUUAUCGCAUCCCAAAAGAUGCAGCGAGGAGGGAAAUGUGGUUAAGUGCUAUUAAAAGAGCCAGGAGCCAACAGAACAACAGUGAAAGGUGGGACCCGCCGGCCGUUGGAUUUUGGUUGUGCAGCGAACACUUCAUAUCAGGGAGAAAGAGUGACAACCCUUUAAGUCCGGACUUUGUGCCAUCGCUUUUUAGCUAUCUUCCGUCUCCAGAGAAGAGGAGACGGAAAGCUAGACUGGAGGUGUUCAACAGGAGGCAGAAGGCGAAAUUGCAGAAAAUAGAGCAGGCAAAGCUAUGUGCAGAAGCCACCCGUCUAAGGGCAUCAACUGAUUGUCCCCAAAACAAUGCAGCAACAGAAGACCAAACCACAGAGCCCUCCAUCACAGAAGACCAAGUCAUAGAGCCCCCCAUCACAGAUCCUUUGGAAGACUCAGGUGAUGAAGAUCCUGUCCAGCCUGAUCCAGCAACACCACCAUGCACCUCUGAAACCUGUAGUAAGCGCAUCGAGUCUCUUGAGCUAGAAUGCCAAGCUCUAAGAACUGAAAAUAUGUUGUUAAGGGACAAAAUAAGUAGGAAGACCCUGACAGAGAUAAGUUUGCAAAAUUAUGAUAAAAAGGUGAAUGUCCUCACUGGGUUAGCAACCUAUACAUGUCUGAUGACCAUCUUUCAAUAUUUGACUCCAUUUCUCAAACUUAAGGCAUCGAUAACAUGUUUUCAACAAUACAUGUUGACUUUGAUGAAGCUGCGAAUGAACUUGACAUUUUACUUUUUAGGUUUUUAUUUUGGCAUUGACCCAACUACUGUCUCCAGACACUUCAAACACUGUGUUAAUUUGAUUUAUUGUAGACUGGUGCCAAUUCUAGUGGUGUGGCCUGAAAGAGAAUCUCUAAGAACAUCUCUUCCAUAUGUAUUUAGAAAUGGCGGCUACGAGAAGACUGUUUGUAUCAUAGAUUGUUUUGAAAUAUUUCUAGAGAAACCAAGUAUAUUGCGACCCAGUGCACAGUGUUACUCAAAAUACAAAUCACAUCACACCAUGAAAUAUUUAAUUGCCAUUUGCCCUCAAGGUACAAUUUCUUUCAUUUCUACUGGAUGGGGAGGUCGCACCAGUGAUAAGUUCAUUACAGAAAACAGUAAUUGUUUACCCAAUAUUCUCCCAGGAGAUGUUGUUUUGGCAGACAGGGGGUUUCUGGUGAAAGAGUCUGUUGAAAGGUGUCAGGCUGAAUUAAAAAUUCCAGCAUUUACUCGUGGGAAAGUACAGUUAGAUCCUGUUGACAGAGAAUACAAGAUCUCUAGCCUCUUUAAGAAUUCACAUUGAAAGAGUCAUAGGAGUACUUCGUCAGAAAUAUACUAUCUUACAAAACACUGUGCCAAUAACUUUCACAGAUAUAGAGACAGAAAAUGAUGUUACUUAUCUUGAUAAAAUUGUGAGUGUAUGUUGUGGACUAACAAAUGUACCAGAUUCUGUGGUGCCCUUUGAGUGAUGAAUUUGUGUGCCAACAGAAAAUAAACCUUUUUGAUUGCUUCUCACUUGUUUGUUGUGACUACUUUUCUCACUCACUAGAUUUGAAUGAUCUAUCCAUGUUUUAUGAUCGCUACAGAUACUACUACAGACAGUCAGACACAGAAGAGAACAACAUUGGCUUAACAGUUUUUAUUAACCAAUUAAAUAUUUACAUUGCAUCAGCUAGUUCAUAUUCACACAUUGUGUAAUUAAGUAAGACUAAGUAAUUAAGGUUUUUUUUUUUAGGCAUUGAUUAGUUUCCUACAGCUUGGACACACCCACUGUUUCGGUACCCUUUUCAUCAGAAGGCAGGUUUGGUGGAACUUCUCCACGGCACAGAACCCUGAGGCACAAGGUGUUUGCAGUUGCUUGUUUUGGUGCAGAAAACCAUUUGCCUAACAACUCUGGGAUUAUAAAUUUUAUAAAGAAGGUACGAGCAAGUUCAAUUUCUUUUUGGAAGAAUUCUGAGUCGAUUGUAAUGCGUUCCACAAAGAGUGAAUCAUCUUUUUCCGUCCACAGAAUAAAAUCACAGUAAUCACAUUUCGUAACAAAUAGCUGCAUCUGGACUUGGUGGAAGUAUGCAUGGUCUCGCUUAACUUUAAUUUUUCCUUGGGAAUCUUGUUCCAGGCAAAAGUGUCCAACAGACUUUUCAGCUUCACUGAUAGAAAGGUCCUUUGCUGAAAAUGGACACUUAAUUUCUAUAACCCCUGUACCACAGCAGCUGCAGGAAACAUACCCAUCCGGUGAGGCCCCAAUAAAUGGGUGGAGAGUUGAUAUUUUAAAUCCGGCUGGUCUAAUCAGGACAUCUCUGUGUGAUAGACGAUGUUGCAUUUCGUAGUAUUUUCUGGCUAGUUCUUCAUUCUUGCAUCCCCAACUGAAGAAAGAAUGUAAAUAUUAGGUUUGGACAAUAGUAAUGCCCCCCACAUUACUACUUCCCUGACCUUAACAAAAUGUUUACUGCUGUACUUGGUUUACCCUUGUGCUCUUUUUUUUUUAAAGAAUAGCCUAGUACUUACUGCAUUUACCCUCUCUGUUCAUUCACCUCACAACUUCUAUAUGCUCAUGAAUACCUGGUAGCCUCAUUGCUGAAAACAUGGGACUUUGGGUCACAUAUCUGUCUUAUGAGAGACACUGCUGGCUUUCUGGGGUCUGUUCUUGUUGCUGCUCUGAAGGUAGAUCCUGUCACCCUACCACUCCUCUGAUCAAACCAAAUUCUGGACUUGGACUGGGCUUGCGUCUCCUCCUCUACAAUAUCACUGAAGAAAACAUGCCAAUCCAGUUACUCAGUUACUCAUUUGCAUUGCAAAUUAGCAGCACACACAGCACAUGUGCACAUAACAUGGUAGAUCUUAGAUUUCAGUCAAUAGUAAAAAGAAUAUGUUCUCUACCUGUUGUUCAGUGACAGUCAAGUCAUCAAAUAUUCCUUCUGCACGCUCUUGUAAUUCAGCCAGGCUCAGGUCUCUUGCCUUCUUGUCGUACAAACUGGUAAGGGGUUCAGGUAAAUCAAGCUUGACAGCCUUUGGUACAUAGGUUGUGGCAUACCCGGGAACAACUGACAGAACAGCAGGUCUGCAGGACUUCCCAUCUUGAGUCCGACACUGAGAGAGGUUUUGGUAGAACUGCGCUUGCUCAGCAGCAGUCAGGGGUGGGAAAGAUGGGGGCGCAGAUGUACCCUUGGUGGAAUUCCCCUUUUUAUUUUGUUGACUACUGUUGAAUAUGAUGUCCUUUCCCUGUUAGUACUCCACAUUCUUCCCAGCAUCCUCACUGGGAGAGGUCCACUUGCAUUUUUUGGACGUGCAGCUGAUCUCCUCAUGCCUUGCAUUGUUUUUUUCCCACAGUCUGAAGAGCACAGCUGACACAUGAGAACAACUCUCCCCAAGUCCUGCUGUGCAGUUACAGUGGGCUCCCAUCACUACACCGUCGUUCCUCACCACCACCCAUGGCUUCAGUUGACUGUCAUUCAGCCGUUGGGAGUGAUUAACCUAUGUAUGAAAUUCAAAAAAUAUAAAUUAAGGUUGAAAAUGACAGCCACUUAGGUUGGGUACAUUCAAAAACACAAACUAGCAAGUUACAGAUGCACUGCAGUAGCUACCCAAGAUAAUAAACAAUCACUAACGUGACCCGUUGGAUGGUAUGCUCUUGAAAAGCACCCCAGGAGCGUUAUAUUUAAUCGAUGUAAUUUUCCAGUAUAAAAACGAAUUUCAUCUAAACUAAAAUGGCACGUAUACUCGCUCGGUAGGAACUCUUGAAGGCUGCUGGCGCUGGUCGUCAUGUUUACUGCCAAAAUGGCGUCCGACAACCAAAAGUCACGUGACGCAGGAGCUCAAUAGCAAACAUAAAAGUCUUCAGUCUUGUUUUAAAGGUGCUCAGAGUUGGGGCAAGUCUUAAAUCCUCUGGGAGUUUAUUCCAGCUAUUUGUUGCAUAGUAACUAAAUCCUGCUUUCCCAUGUUUUGUGUUUACUCUGGGGAUAAUUAACAGAUUGGUCUCAGAGGAUCUUAGUGGUCUAGAAGGCUGAUGUAGUGGAAGCAUAUCAGUUAAAUAUUUUGGGCCUAAACCAUGUAGGGAUUUAUAGGUUAGCAACAUGAUUUUGAAGUCAAUUCUCUGACCUACAGGAAGCCAAUGUAACGAUUUCAGAUUUGGUGUAAUAUGAACAAAUUUUUUGGUCUUUGUUAGAACUCUAGCAGCAGCAUUCUGAACAAGCUGAAGCUUCCUCAGAGUUUGUUUUGGGAGACCUGUAAGGAGACCAUUGCAGUAAUCAAGCUUACUAGUGAUAAAGGCAUGUACAAGUUUUGUAAGUCUUCGGUGGACAUGAGCCCUCUAAGUCUUGCUACAUUUUUAAGGUGAUAAUAUGCAGAUUUUGCAACUGAUUUGAUGUGACUGUCGAAAUGUAAAUCUGAAUCCAUGAUAACCCCUAGAUUUCUGGCUUUGAUUGAGGUUUUCAGGGACAGAGAGUGAAGGUGUUCGGUUACUUUAAGCCUUUGCGUUUUAGAACCAAAUACAAUUAUCUCUGUUUUGUCCUCAUUUAGUUGAAGGAAAUUUCGGCACAUCCAUUCUUUCACUUGCUCAAUACACUGGCACAGCAGAUCUAUGGGCCGAUAGUCAUUUGGUGAUAGCGAUACAUAGAUUUGCGUGUCAUCAGCAUAGCAAUGAUGGUCAAUAUUGUUAUUUUGCAUGAUUUGCCCUAGUGGGAGCAUGUAGAUGUUGAAUAAAGAGGGUCCUAAGAUCGAACCUUGUGGGACUCCACAUGUCACGUUGGUUGAUUCUGAUACGAAGUCGCCAAUGGAAACAAAGUAGUUCCUAUUUUGUAGGUAGGACCUGAACCAAUUUAAGACGUUGCCUGAAAGCCCCACCAGUUUUCUAACCUGUCCAGAAGUAAUGUAUGGUCUACAGUGUCGAAUGCAACACUGAGGUCAAGUAGCAUUAGUAUUGAGAUUUUGCCAGAGUCUGUGUUAAGACGGAUGUCGUUUACAACUUUAAUAAGGGCGGUCUCCGUGCUGUGCAGGGGUCGAAAUCCUGAUUGGAAGGUGUCAUAGCAACCAGUUGAUGCCAGGAAGUGAUUAAGUUGCUGGAGGACAACUUUCUCAAUGAUUUUACUUAUGAAGGGUAGAUUUGAUAUUGGUCUGUAGUUGUUAAUAACAGAGGCAUCUAGGCUCCGCUUUUUUAAAAGGGGUUUAAUAACUGCAGUUUUCAAAGCUUUUGGGAAAUUGCCUGACUGGAGAGAGUUGUUAACUAUCUUCAAUAUGUCUGCUGCUAGGCAGUCGAAAACAUUCUUAAAGAGGUUGGUAGGUAUAGUAUCAAGGCAACAGGUGGAUGUCUUUAGUUGUGUCACAGUUUCCACAAGAUUUUGAGAGUCUAUAACAUUAAAGCAUGCCAUCCUUGCCACGUUAUUUUUGCCUGAACAGGGUGGUAGUCCAACAUUUUUGUUUGAAGUGGAGAUAUUGAUGGCGCGUCUGAUACCUUCAAUUUUAUCAGUAUAAAACGCUGCAAACUCAUUGCAUUUCUGCGUGGAAUGGAGAUCAGGUGGAAUUUGUGUUGGGGGGUUGGUCAGUCUGUCAACAGUUGCAAACAGGGUUUUUGCAUUAUUAGUGUUGG
This is a messenger RNA of Gadus chalcogrammus (walleye pollock), 5700 nucleotides long. RefSeq lists its product as uncharacterized. The transcript is spliced from 3 exons. Lineage: Eukaryota; Metazoa; Chordata; Actinopteri; Gadiformes; Gadidae. The coding region runs from base 145 to 1422 and encodes 425 amino acids. The record is from RefSeq and is a predicted model, not a curated record.